Phytophthora infestans T30-4 is the source of this 582-nucleotide messenger RNA. RefSeq lists its product as uncharacterized. NCBI's taxonomy places the organism in Eukaryota, Oomycota, Peronosporomycetes, Peronosporales, Peronosporaceae. Bases 1 to 582 code for a protein of 193 amino acids. The record is from RefSeq and is a predicted model, not a curated record. The transcript has 4 exons.
AUGCGCGCGAUCCGCAAUACUUGGAUUCGCCCGAAGCUUCGUCACCAGUUUAGAUUUGAAGUAAACAUCGUUUGGUACCGUACGAGGACCAAGCGGGUCUCUGCUGUUGAAGUCGAGCAGCUCAACCCGGCACGGAACACGGGCAGCCCGUUCGCCGGGGAGGCGGAGAUAACGCCAGUUCAUGAGACCAGCGGUGAAUGUGAGCAGCAGAAGCUCGCGCGCAAGUGGCUCGAGUGCGAGCAAAAUGGUGCGUCGAUCACGGAGCGCGUGUUUGUGGCCCAGGACUUGCAGGCCGUUGCGAGUCAAAGCCGGAGAAGCGCGAGAAUGAGUCGAGUGUCGGGCGAGCAGAGCUACCUGGCAUUCGUUGAGCAGAGCCAGAACGACGGGGUGGAGCCGUUCGUGGUGGUGGUUGUGGUUCGAGGAAGCGGGCGACUCGGAAGGGGUAGCCCUUUGACGAGUCUGAUUGUUGUUGCACGUGGGCUUGCCGGCGGUGACCAGAGCGACGGACACAGGUUCGAUGUGUGCGUGACUGCCCCGGUGACCCUUAAGCGUGUCUGCGCGGUGAUCCGCGGUCCUGUGUGA